Molecule: messenger RNA, 922 nt
Organism: Zerene cesonia (dogface butterfly)
Lineage: Eukaryota; Metazoa; Arthropoda; Insecta; Lepidoptera; Pieridae
Gene: Prp38
Product: pre-mRNA-splicing factor 38
Exons: 2
Coding region: 12-875 (287 amino acids)
Cellular component (GO): precatalytic spliceosome
Source: RefSeq, a predicted model, not a curated record
CUGUCAAAAAAAUGGCGAAUCGUACGGUAAAAGACGCUAAAUCGAUUCGAGGAACAAAUCCUCAAUAUUUAAUAGAAAAGAUAAUUAGGUCGCGAAUAUACGAUUCAAAAUAUUGGAAAGAAGAAUGUUUUGCAUUAACAGCAGAAUUGCUUGUGGACAAAGCUAUGGAGUUGCGAUACAUCGGCGGUGUUCACGGCGGCUUCAUAUAUCCCACACCGUUUCUAUGUUUAGUGCUCAAAAUGUUACAAAUACAACCUGAAAAAGAUAUAGUUGUAGAAUUUAUUAAAAACGAAGAGUUCAAAUAUGUUCGUGCAUUGGGUGCAUUUUACAUGAGAUUAACAGGUGCGUCUGUGGACUGUUAUAAAUAUUUAGAACCAUUAUUCAAUGAUAACAGAAAAUUGCGGCGGCAAAACCGCCAGGGGCAGUUUGAAAUUGUGCAUAUGGACGAGUUUAUUGACGAAUUGCUACGGGAAGAGCGAUUGUGUGAUGUUAUUUUGCCGCGAAUACAGAAGAGGCACGUAUUAGAGGAAAAUAAUGAAUUAGAACCUAAAAUAUCUGCAUUAGACGACGAUUUAGACGAAGAGAUGCCUUCAGAUGAUGAUAAUGCUGAACCAGAAACCAAAGAGAAUAGAAGAGAACCCGACAGGAAGGAGCGAGAUAGAAGAAGGGACAGAUCGCGCGAUAGAGACAGACGCGAAAAAGAUCGCAAACGCGAUCGCUCCAGGAGCAGAGAUCGGGAACGAAGGAGAGAAAGAGAAAGGGAAAGGGAGCGCGAGCGGGAAAGGGAUAGAGAGCGUGUACGGGAGCGAGACAGGGAUAAGGAGAGAAGAGAUAGACAUGAUGUUGACAGACGGAGAGAUAGGGGGCGGUAUUAAUAGGGCUUUUGAUGGUAUAAGUUUAGGAUUAAAUGACAUUUAAAUUU